Molecule: messenger RNA, 987 nt
Organism: Cercospora beticola
Lineage: Eukaryota; Fungi; Ascomycota; Dothideomycetes; Mycosphaerellales; Mycosphaerellaceae
Source: RefSeq, a predicted model, not a curated record
CCCAGAUCGCUCUCGCCUUCUCCAACUACCCCAGCACACCACAUCGAAUCGACUGCUGAAUAGGCGCUCAUCAGAAUGGCACCACUCGUAUACUUGGUCAGCGCUGCAUCGAGCGGCUUUGGCAAAGGCAUAGCACUUGAAGCUCUCAAACGCGGCCACAAGGUUAUCGCAACCGCUCGGGACAGCACCAAAAUAUCAGACCUCAAAGAAAAAGGCGCUGUAACACUUGACCUAGACGUAACCCAACCCCUCUCCGAACUCCACACCAUCAUCGCCUCAGCCCACAAACACUAUGGCAAAUUCGACAUCCUAAUCAACGCCGCCGGCUUCAUCCUCGAAGGCGCCCUCGAAGAAGCCUCCCCCUCCGAAACCCUCCAAUCCUUCAACGUCAACGUCUUCGGAGUCCUAAACCUCACCCGCGCAGUCCUCCCCUACAUGCGCGCCCAAAAAUCCGGUACAAUCGCACACUUCGGCUCCAUCGGUUCCUGGCGCGGAGUUCCAGGCGCAAGCAUUUACGGGGGCGUCAAAUGGGCCAUUGCCGGUCUCACGGAAUCCUUGAGAGCAGAAGUUGAACCUUUGGGAAUCGAUGUGAUUUCUAUCGAGCCAGGGUAUUUUAGGACGGGAUUUUUGAAUCCGGGUGCGAGGCAGUUUACUGAGAAUAGGAUUCAGGAUUAUGAUGAUACUUUGGUCGGACAGGUAAGGAAGGCUUUGGAGGAGAAGGAUAAUACGCAACUUGGGAAUAUUGAAUUGGGGUGCUCUGCGAUUGCUGAUGUGCUUGAGAAACGUGAUGGGAGAGCUAUUCCUCCUCGACUCGCUUUGGGGAGUGAUGCGUAUAGUGUCAUCAGAGCCAAGUGUGAGGAGACUAUCCAACUUCUUGACGAGUGGAAAGAGGUUACCAUUUCCACGGACCAUGCGGAGGGUUCAUGAGGCUUCACAGACAAAGGCGAGCAGCGCGAAUUGAUACGUAGCGAUGUUGUGAUAGGUACA